Messenger RNA from Saimiri boliviensis boliviensis (Bolivian squirrel monkey), 2201 nucleotides. RefSeq names its product annexin A7 (gene ANXA7). Gene Ontology annotation, cellular component: nucleus; cytoplasm; vesicle membrane. Gene Ontology annotation, molecular function: calcium-dependent phospholipid binding; phosphatidylserine binding; calcium ion binding. Lineage: Eukaryota; Metazoa; Chordata; Mammalia; Primates; Cebidae. The record is from RefSeq and is a predicted model, not a curated record.
GACGCCCCGCCCUCCCUGGGCUCGCCCCCGGCUCCAUUUUGCAGACGACCAGGUUUGGCUGUGACGCUGCUGCCGGGGUCAGAAUGUCAUACCCAGGCUAUCCCCCAACAGGCUACCCACCUUUCCCUGGAUAUCCUCCUGCAGGUCAGGAGUCAUCUUUUCCCCCUUCUGGUCAGUAUCCUUAUCCUAGUGGCUUUCCUCCAAUGGGGGGAGGUGCCUACCCACAAGUGCCAAGUGGUAGCUAUCCAGGAGCUGGAGGCUACCCUGCGCCUGGAGGUUAUCCAGCCCCUGGAGGCUAUCCUGGUGCCCCACAGCCAGGGGGAGCUCCAUCCUAUCCCGGAGUUCCUCCAGGCCACGGAUUUGGAGUCCCACCAGGUGGAGCAGGCUUUUCUGGCUAUCCACAGCCACCUUCACAGUCUUAUGGAGGUGGUCCAGCACAGGUCCCACUACCUGGUGGCUUUCCUGGAGGACAGAUGCCUUCUCAGUAUCCUGGAGGACAGCCUACUUACCCUAGUCAGAUCAGUACAGAAUCUUUUCCUUCCUAUCCUGUUUUCUCUCCUGUUUCUUUGGAUUAUAGCAGUGAACCUACCACAAUGAUUCAGGGCACUCAAGGAACUAUCCGACCAGCCGCCAACUUCGAUGCUAUGAGAGAUGCAGAAAUUCUCCGUAAGGCAAUGAAGGGUUUUGGGACAGACGAACAGGCAAUUGUGGAUGUGGUGGCCAACCGUUCCAAUGAUCAGAGGCAAAAAAUUAAAGCAGCAUUUAAGACCUCAUAUGGCAAGGAUUUAAUCAAAGAUCUCAAAUCAGAGUUAAGUGGAAAUAUGGAAGAACUGAUCCUGGCCUUAUUCAUGCCUCCUACGUAUUACGAUGCCUGGAGCUUACGGAAAGCGAUGCAGGGAGCAGGAACUCAGGAACGUGUAUUGAUUGAAAUUUUGUGCACGAGAACAAAUCAGGAAAUCCAAGAAAUUGUCAGAUGUUAUCAGUCAGAAUUUGGACGAGACCUUGAAAAGGACAUUAGGUCAGAUACAUCAGGACAUUUUGAACGCUUACUUGUGUCCAUGUGCCAGGGAAAUCGUGAUGAAAACCAGAGUGUAAACCACCAAAUGGCUCAGGAAGAUGCUCAACGUCUCUAUCAAGCUGGUGAGGGGAGGCUAGGGACCGAUGAAUCUUGCUUUAACAUGAUCCUUGCCACGAGAAGCUUUCCUCAGCUGAGAGCUACCAUGGAGGCUUAUUCCAGGAUGGCUAAUCGAGAUUUGUUAAGCAGUGUGAGCCGUGAGUUUUCCGGAUAUGUGGAAAGUGGUUUGAAGACCAUCUUGCAGUGUGCCCUGAACCGCCCUGCCUUCUUUGCUGAGAGGCUCUACUAUGCUAUGAAAGGUGCUGGCACAGAUGACUCUACCCUGGUCAGGAUUGUGGUCACUCGAAGUGAGAUUGAUCUUGUACAAAUAAAACAAAUGUUCACUCAGAUGUAUCAGAAGACCCUGGGCACAAUGAUUGCAGGUGACACGAGUGGAGAUUACCGAAGACUUCUUCUGGCUAUUGUGGGCCAGUAGGAGGGAUUUUUUUUUUUUUUUUAAAUGAAUGAAGCUAUUCAUAGCUUAUCCUUCAGAGCAAUGACCUGCAUGCAGCAAUAUCAACCAUCAGCUAACCAAAAGAGCUUUCUAUCAAGGACCAUAUCAGGGUAAUGUGCUUGGUUUGCACAUGUUGUUAUUGCCUUAAUUCUAAUGUCAUUUUGUUCUCUACGUAUAAUCAAUGUAAAGCCAUAUCACAAUGAUACAGUAAUAUUGCAGUGUUUGUAAAGCUUCAUUCUUACUAGUUUCAUUCUAAUCAAGAUGUCAAAUUGAAUAAAAAAAUCACAGCAAUGUCUAAUUCUGUGUAAUAAUACUGAAUAAUUUUUUAGGUUGCUGAAAUCUCUGCCUUCCAGAAUCCCUCUAGGUCUGUUUGAUAGAGUGGGUAGUAUAUCAUAACUGUGUACUUUUAAAAAAUUCAUCCCUUUACAUCUAGAAGAAUAAUUUGCAUCUUAUUUUGCAUAAAUUUGUUCUAUAUUCACAAACACUUUCCACAUAGAAAAUAGAUUAGUAUUACUGUAGCACCUUUUAAGAAAGGGUCAUAUGUUUAUAUGCUUAAAAUAAAUAGCUUACUUUUUUUUUUCCAGUUGUUUUCUUUUUUUAAAUUGAGUUAUGACAAAUAAAAAAUUGCAUAUA